Messenger RNA from Rana temporaria (common frog), 608 nucleotides. It is a transcript of the gene RPRM, whose product is annotated as reprimo, TP53 dependent G2 arrest mediator homolog. The coding region runs from base 198 to 602 and encodes 134 amino acids. Lineage: Eukaryota; Metazoa; Chordata; Amphibia; Anura; Ranidae. The transcript has a single exon. The record is from RefSeq and is a predicted model, not a curated record.
UAGACAGAUAAAGACAGCAGCUUUCUUCGCUGCUUGACUGAACUAAAAGAAAACUGAUUAAAAUUGCAGGGAAAAGGCCACUCCAAAGACGAGCUAAGGAAAGCUGCGCAGAUUUUUUUUUUCUUCCUUCACUUCUCUUUGCUGUUCUUUUACCACCCCGUGCCAAACAACAGGAGAGGGACAAGAAGGCAAAUCCAAUGAUUAAUGGACUCUUUGCUUUGAAUUCUUUCUGCCACUUUCAGCAGGACCACCUGUUUCACGUCUCGUUGAAUUACAAGGACUUUGGAAAGAUGAACCAAACAGAUGCUACACUUUUUCUCUCCAACAGCAGUAACUCUUUGGGCAACCUCUUUAAUUGCUGCACCCAGGCUUCUGUGGUCACAGACGAUGGGUUCGAGGUCCCCUCCGUGGACGAGAGGAACCUCUUCGUCAUGCGAGUCGUUCAGAUCGCGGUCAUGUGCGUCCUUUCCCUCACCGUCAUCUUUGGGAUUUUCUUCCUAGGGUGCAACCUGCUAAUCAAAUCAGAGGGCAUGAUAAACUUUUUAGUGAAGGAAAGGAGACCGUCCAAAGAAGUCGAAGCGGUAAUCGUUGGCCCGUACUGAGAGCGU